AUGGCCAAGCAUUUAGCUCUCGCAUUUUGUCUUUGCUUGCUCGUUCUCUUCCACGGCUGCUUAGCCAGUCGUCAACAAUGUCAGUCCCGCCAGAAAAAUAAUGAGUGCAUGCUGAACCAGAUCCAAGCCCGCGAGCCUGACAAUCGUAUUGAGACUGAAGCGGGUCGGAUCGAGUCAUGGGAUCACAACAUGGACGACUUCCAGUGCGCCGGUGUCGCUGUUCAAAGAAUCACCAUUGAGCGUAAUGGCCUUCACUUGCCUUCUUACACCAACACUCCUAGGCUUGUUUACGUGGUACAAGGUAGGGGUCAUCUAGGGAUGGUAUUCCCUGGCUGUCCAGAGACAUUUGAGGAGUCUGAGCAAUCUUAUGAAGAACAACAGCAACAACGAUUCCAAGGCCAACAAGGCCGCCGUUACCAGGGACGCCGACAAGGACAAUUCGGAGAACAAGGCCAACAACCAUUUGAACAGCUAGACCGACACCAGAGGGUGCGACGCAUCAAGGAGGGUGAUGUUAUCGCAAUCCCCGCCGGAGUCACAACAUGGUCUCACAAUGAUGGUGAUCAAUCUCUUGUUUUUGUUACUCUUUUGGACAUCAGCAAUAACCACAACCAGCUUGACCAAAACCCAAGGCGAUUCUAUCUUGCUGGUACCCCACAAGAUGAAUUCAAUUACCAACUACAAGGCCAAAGCCAAUGGAGACGCCAAGGACAACAAGGAAGGAGCAGCAGGCAACAACAACAGCAGCAACUGCAGCAAAACACCAACAACAACGUCUUUGCCGGCUUCGAGACUCAGCUUCUCGCCGAUGCUCUCAACAUCGACGUUCAGACAGUUCAGCAGCUCCAGGGACAGAACGUCAACAGGCCACAAAUUGUUAGGGUUGAGGGACAAUUCGACUUUGUCGAGCCACCACAAUCACGAAGCGAGGAAAGACAAAUGCAAGGACAACAGGGACAGAAUGGUUUUGAGGAGGUACUCUGCCACAUGAAGAUCAAGCAAAACAUCGGCAAGCCUUCCAUGGCCGACGUCUUCAGCCCGCAGGCUGGUCGCAUCAGCACUCUCAACAGCUUCAGCAUGCCCAUUCUCAGGUUCCUUGGCCUCAGCGCCGAGAGAGGCUUCUUAUACAACAAUGCCAUCCACAGCCCCCACUGGAACUUGAAUGCUCAUGAGAUCAUCUACGUCAUCAGAGGUAGCGCUAGGGUUCAGGUUGUCAACGACAACGGCCAGACCAUCUUGGACGACCAGGUCCGCCAGGGACAGCUCUUCAUUGUACCACAAAACCACGCCGUGCUGCAAAAGGCCAUGCACGACGGGUACGAGUACAUUGCCUUCAAGACCGAUGACAAUGCCAUGAUCAACACUCUGGCCGGCAGGACCUCAGUUCUGCGGGCACUUCCCGACGUGGUCCUCGCCAACGCGUACCAGAUGGAUCGUCAGCAAGCAAGGAACCUCAAGUACAACAGGCAGGAGACUCUUGCUUUGAGCUCAUCAAGGUCCUCCCAAUCCCAGAGGUACUAG
Messenger RNA from Argentina anserina (silverweed cinquefoil), 1521 nucleotides. RefSeq names its product prunin 1 Pru du 6.0101-like. The transcript has 3 exons. Lineage: Eukaryota; Viridiplantae; Streptophyta; Magnoliopsida; Rosales; Rosaceae. Gene Ontology annotation, molecular function: nutrient reservoir activity. The record is from RefSeq and is a predicted model, not a curated record. The coding region runs from base 1 to 1521 and encodes 506 amino acids.